UAUCUACUGCUCCACACGAAAAUCUAAAUUCUUGUUACAAAAAGUUCACCCCUAAACAAACCUAACCAUCAAACAAAUUGUACCAUGAUCUGUAUAUAGUUUUCUGAAGGUCUACCCACCAUACAUAAUCCAAGGUGACCUGGCAAAAAGAGAGAACGUAUCAAGACAGAGAUUCAGUGACAACGGAGAGAGGUCGAGAGGGAGGAGUUGAGAAGCAAUGGCGGAGCGGGGCGGGGGAGGAAGCGGAUGCUGUCCACCGAUGGAUCUCUUCAGAUCGGAGCCUAUGCAGCUCGUUCAACUCAUUAUUCCAGUCGAGUCCGCUCACCUCGCCGUCGCUUACCUCGGGGACCUUGGCCUCAUCCAGUUCAAAGAUCUGAAUGUGGAGAAGAGCCCUUUCCAGAGAGCAUAUGCUACUCAGAUUAAGAGAUGUGGAGAGAUGGCGCGCAAGUUAUGGUUUUUUAAGGAUCAAAUGUCAAAAGCUGGCCUGUCGCUUUCUGCUAAGUCUGCCACACAGGAUUACAUAAACUUCGAUGAUCUGGAGGUGAAGCUUGGAGAUCUUGAAGCUGAACUGAUUGAGAUAAAUGCAAACAAUAAUAAGUUACAACGGUCGUACUAUGAGCUAGUGGAAUACAGGCUUGUUCUGCAAAAGGUUGGUGAAAUAUUUCACUCAGCACAGAGUAGUGCUGAAGCUCAACAAAGAGAGUAUGCAUCAAAUCAAAGUGGCGAAGAGUCUGUGGAAGCUCCACUCUUGUCGGAAUUGGAUAUGUCAAUGGAUCCAUCUAAGCAAAUUAGAUUGGGGUCUAUUGCUGGACUUGUUCCUAGAGAGAAAUUCAUGGCCUUUGAGCGGAUUCUCUUCCGAGCUACCCGGGGUAAUGUGUUGUUGAGACAACAUGAGGUGGAGGAGCCUGUCACUGAUCCUAUUUCUGGAGAAAAGGUUGAGAAAAAUGCAUUUUUAGUCUUUUUUUCAGGCGAAAGGGCAAAGAACAAAGUUCUUAAGAUAUGUGAAGCUUUUGGAGCAAAUAGGUACCCAUUUGCCGAGGAACUUGGUAAACAGGCCCAGUUGAUAGCAGAGGUAUCUGCAAAAACUUCGGAACUAAAGACUGCAAUAGAUGCUGGAAUUCUGCACCGUGGGAAUGUAUUACAAAUUAUUGGCAAACAGUUCGACACCUGGAACUUUUUGGUUCGAAGGGAAAAAUCUAUUUAUCAUACACUUAAUAUGCUUAGCACAGAUGUGACAAAGAAAGGCCUGGUCGCUGAAGGGUGGAGUCCUACUUUUGCAACUCAAGAGAUUCAGGAUGAACUGAAGAGGGCAGCACGUGACUCUAAUUCAGAAAUGGGUGCAAUUUUUCGGGUAUUGCCUACGCGAGAAUUGCCGCCUACAUAUUUCCGGACAAACAAAUUUACUUCUGCCUUUCAAGAGAUUGUUGAUGCGUAUGGGGUGGCUAGAUAUCAAGAAGCAAAUCCGGGUGUAUUCACUAUUGUCACAUUUCCAUUUCUUUUUGCAGUAAUGUUUGGUGACUGGGGCCAUGGUAUAUGCUUGUUACUUGCAACAUUGUACUUUAUAAUCCGUGAGAAAAAACUCUCUAGUCAGAAACUAGGAGACAUAACGGAAAUGACGUUUGGUGGGCGUUAUGUGAUAUUGAUGAUGGCAGUCUUCUCAAUCUACACAGGAUUUAUCUAUAACGAAUUUUUCUCUGUUCAAUUUCCAUUAUUUAGCAGCUCAGCAUAUGAAUGCCGUGAUACUUCUUGCAGUGAGGCUACUACAAUAGGCCUAAUCAAGACACGUCAUACUUACCCAUUUGGUGUGGAUCCUGCCUGGCAUGGCUCUCGAAGUGAAUUGCCAUUUUUGAACUCCUUGAAGAUGAAAUUGUCAAUCCUGCUUGGGGUGGCUCAAAUGAACCUUGGGGUUUUAUUGAGCUACUUUAAUGCCAAGUACUUCAGAAAUAGUGUAAAUAUAUGGUGUCAGUUUAUUCCUCAAGUUAUAUUCUUGAACGCACUAUUUGGAUACCUUUCUGUGCUCAUCAUUAUAAAGUGGUGCACUGGUUCCCAAGCUGAUCUAUACCAUGUGAUGAUAUACAUGUUUCUUAGCCCUACAGAUGAGCUCGGUGAAAAUCAACUUUUCGCUGGUCAAAAGUUAACUCAGCUCGUACUACUACUUUUGGCACUGGUUGCUGUUCCAUGGAUGCUUCUCCCUAAACCAUUCCUUUUGAAAUCACAACACAACAGACAUCAAGCACAGUCUUAUGCCCCAAUUCAAGAUCUAGACGAGUCCUUACUUGUAGAUGGAAGUCAUGAUUCUAGUGAUCAUGAGGAGUUUGAGUUCAGUGAAGUCUUUGUGCAUCAACUAAUACAUACCAUUGAGUUUGUGCUGGGAGCAGUCUCUAAUACUGCUUCUUAUCUUCGUCUGUGGGCCCUUAGUCUUGCACACUCUGAGCUGUCAAGUGUCUUCUACGAGAAGGUCCUCAUCCUUGCUUGGGGGUACAACAAUAUUAUCAUUCUUAUAGUUGGCAUAAUUGUGUUCAUUGCUGCGACUGUUGGUGUGCUGUUGGUGAUGGAAACACUGAGUGCAUUCCUUCAUGCGCUAAGGCUUCACUGGGUGGAGUUCCAGAACAAGUUUUAUGAGGGAGACGGAUACAAGUUCACUCCUUUCGCUUUCGCUUUGCUUAGCGAGGAAGAGGAUUAAAUCAGUGUUGAUGUUCAUGGUCUCUUGUUCUUUUGCUUCUUUCACCAUCAUCAUCAGCAGCUAAGGUGGAGGGGUUCCUGUCUCUUUUUCUUCUUUUUUUUGUUGGGAUUUGGAGAUGAAUGAUAUUUUUACUGCGUGACCUUCCAUCCCUCAACGUUGUGUAAUAAUAAUAGUAACAUUAUUAAUUACUAAUAAUAAGCAUCUUGUCUGUAUUCUGGCAGUUGCUGAUACCUCACCUAUUAGGGAUUAGUCUGUGUUGUAUAUUACUCGUCCUGUACUCCUGUUUAAUAAAGAGGAUUAUGCUCAAGGGUCAAAAGGGACAUGUGUCCGUCCGAAUGGUUCAGUUUACACUCCGCACACUAAAGUACUAAACUAUAAAAAGUUUCGAUCACAUUCG
This is a messenger RNA of Cuscuta europaea, 3080 nucleotides long. Lineage: Eukaryota; Viridiplantae; Streptophyta; Magnoliopsida; Solanales; Convolvulaceae. The record is from the annotation of a GenBank genome assembly.